This is a messenger RNA of Thecamonas trahens ATCC 50062, 1862 nucleotides long. RefSeq names its product stress-induced protein sti1. The coding region runs from base 111 to 1832 and encodes 573 amino acids. The transcript is spliced from 2 exons. The record is from RefSeq and is a predicted model, not a curated record. Lineage: Eukaryota; Apusomonadida; Apusomonadidae. Gene Ontology annotation, molecular function: Hsp90 protein binding.
GGGGGGGGGGGGAGCAAUCUGGUCGGCACUCGCACCACAUCGCGUGUCGACAUCGGGACCGAGACCAAGCACGACUGCGCCGCACCACUCGACGCACCGACUGACCAACCAUGUCCAGUGCUGAAGCGCUCAAGAACGAGGGCAACGCGGCCUUUACGGCCAAGGACUACGAGACGGCCGUGGCCAAGUUUACGGCGGCCAUUGAGGCCGACGCCAACUACCAUGUGGCGUACUCGAACCGCUCGGCGGCGUACUCAGCAAUGGGAAAGUACGACGAUGCUCUGGCUGACGCCGAGAAGGUGAUCGAGAUCAAGGGCGACUGGCCUAAGGGCUACCUGCGCAAGGCCACUGCGCUCCGGUUCCUGGGGCGGACUGACGACGCGAUGGCUGCCUACGACACUGGCCUGGAGGCUACGUCGGGUGCGCAGGCUAUUGCCGAUGCCAAGGCCAAGUUUGAGGCCGAGGCCGCGCCUGCCAAUCCGCUCGCCUCGCUCUUUGACGAGACGGUGUGGACUAAGAUUGCGACCAACCCGCAGACGCGCGAGUACAUGAGCCAGCCGGACUUUGUGCAGAUGAUCCAGGCGGUGCAGAAUGACAAGUCCGGGACUGCCGUCCAGCAGUACAUGCAGGAUCCGCGGUUCCAGGCCGUCUUCAUGAUGCUCCUCGGCGCCAACAUGCCGCCCGGCGCCAACAACCCAUUUGCGGCCGCCGCCGCCGACGGUGCGGCAGCCGCCGCCGAGUCAUCGGCCCCGCCGUCGAGCUCGCAGCCCGAGCCGGCGCCCGAGCCGGUGCCCGAGCCCGAGCCCGAGGUCGACGAGGAGGCCAAGGCCCGCGCCGAGACCAAGGCCCGCGCCGACGCUAUCAAGAGCGAAGGCAAUGCGCUGUACAAGAAGGGCAAGUUUGACGACGCACUCGCCAAGUACCGUGAGGCUGAGUCGCUCCUCCCUGACGAGGUCACGUACAUCCUCAACCAGGCCUCGGUCUUCCUCGAGAAGGGCGAGUACGAGACGUGCAUUGAGACGUGCGAGAAGGCUAUGGACGUUGCCCGCGAGACCCGCGCCGACUACGCCACCCUUGCCAAGAUCCUCACCCGCAAGGGCAACUGCUUCCUCCGCCAGAAGAUGUACGACGAGGCCAUUGCUGCGUUCGAGUCGGCUCAGCGCGAGCACCGCACCGCGCCCACGCUCAAGCUCAUCAACAAGACCAAGCGCCUCAAGCGCGAGGCCGCCGCCAAGGCGUACUACGACGACGACAAGGCCGCCGCCGCCAAGGCCGAGGGAAAUGACGCCUUCCGCGCCCAGGACUAUCCGACCGCUGUCAAGCACUACACCGAGGCUAUCAAGCGCAACCCGAAGGACCACACGUUCUACUCCAACCGCGCCGCGUCGUACAUCAAGCUCGGCGCCCUGCCCGAGGCUCUCAAGGACAUCGAGGCCUGCCUCGAGAUCAAGCCCGACUUUAUCCGCGCCUACUCGCGCCGUGGCCAGAUCGAGUUCCUCAUGCGUCAGUACCACAAGUGCAUCGACACGUACCAGACCAUGCUCGAGCUCGAGCCCGAGAACACAGAGGCCAAGGAGCAGAUGAUCAAGGUCGAGAACGCCAUCCGCGCCCGCGAGCUCAACCCGCCGGGCACUCCCGAGGAGCAGGAGGCCGAGCGCGCACGCGCCCUCUCCGACCCGGACAUCCAGCGCCUCUACGCCGACCCCAACGUCCAGUCGGCUCUCCAGGCCAUGGCCUCAGACCCCGCCGCCGCCAAGGACCUCAUGGCCGACCCGUCCAUGUCGGUCAAGAUUCUCAAGCUCCGUGCCGCUGGCGUCAUCCGCUUUGGCUAACGCGGGCAGUAAACAUCGCUUCGGCUCCCA